AUGGCCUCCACACCCAGCGCUAUCUCGCACGACAACGUGUUCAACUCGGCUGGCCUCGCCAUUGGCCUUGGAAUUGGAGUCGGUGCAACCGUCAUCGUCUUCAUCAUCUUCGGAGUGGGCGCCAUGAUCUGGUAUCGCCACAAGAGGGCGCACACCUGCAAUUGCUCCAAAGUCGCGGACUUGUUCCCCAACGUGCGCAGGUCGGUUCCCAUCCUUCCACUCCAGCAGCAUGCUCCCACCGAGUCGGCUUUCAGGGCGCUGCCUCUCUAUCCCUUCCAGCAACUCGUUGGCGGGGGGUCGGUACCGAAGCCCGAACCCUUAACUCCCUUCCAGCAGCAAACUUCCCACCAGUCCGAGUUUCCCCACGGCUCCCACCACCCUCACCGGCAGCACACUCACCAAGGGUCAUUCCUCUGGCCGCCACUCUCGCCCCCCUCACUUCCCGUCCAUCACGGGAGUGAGAACAGCUCCCUCCGGCGCGCCAGCCCCCCGGCCCAAUACCAGCCAGCUGCGAUGGCGCCACUAAUGCCGACCCCAUAUCCACCGCGAUCCAACUCCACUCCUGCCCCGAGAUACCAACCCGCAAUUGGUCCGUCGACUCGCCAAAACAACUCAGGCUUAGUCGAUGUACUGGAGCGGGCCGCCGCAGCAACUUAUCCGUCUGGUCUCUUGGAGUCUAGUGGCUCCAGCUAUGUGUCGGACUACGACCAUCCAUGUACCCAGUCAUUUGUCGACCUCACAACCCGGCCAGACCUCAUUCCACCGUCCUACCUUCUGAAGCGACCUCGCCCCUCCCUACCAGCCAGUUCCGAGGGCGACCGUCAUCACGACAUGACGGUCGUGGCUGGCUGGCCGGAAAGCCCACUCAAGGCGACGCAAUCAGAUGCCGAUAUUACGAGUACGUCCCGAAACCGCUCGGCCAAGGCGACAGGCAUCACAGGCCGGGUAGACGGCGGCGUCCAUGUCCCGGCGCCCUUGGACAAGAACAAGGACCAGUCGUCCCACUCGGACGACGACCCUCGACUCAUUCUCCAAUCCUUGGCGUCCUCGGACACAGGCCUGCCACUCCAUAAAGGCCUUGCUGGCCCCCUCACUCCAUAA
Messenger RNA from Cutaneotrichosporon cavernicola, 1101 nucleotides. RefSeq lists its product as uncharacterized. The record is from RefSeq and is a predicted model, not a curated record. The transcript has 2 exons. Lineage: Eukaryota; Fungi; Basidiomycota; Tremellomycetes; Trichosporonales; Trichosporonaceae. Bases 1 to 1101 code for a protein of 366 amino acids.